CCCCGCUCCUCCUCCUCUCGCCCUGUCAGUCGACUGUUUUCGGGCUGUGUGUGUGUCUGUUAGCUAGCUGCUAGCCAUCAUCACCACAAUAAACUGCAGAAACAGAAGACGGAUAUGGCGGAUACAGCCAGGGACGCUCCACCGGAGCAGACCGACUUCCAUGAGCUGGAGGACGGGGAGGAACUGUUCCCGGAGCCGGCCACCACACAGGAGUCCCAACCAGCCAGUUUAACUGCUGAGGACAUCAGCACCAACUCAAAUGGACCCAAGCAAGACUCGCUCUUCGAUGACGAUCCAGAGGAUCUGUUUGCAGAAGCGACAGAGGAGGUUUCGUUGGACAGUCCAGAGAGAGACGUUCUGCUGUCCGAUGGCCCAUCGCCCGCCAUCACCCCCAUCACCCCUCCCACGUCCGUCAUCACCCCUCGCAUUGGCCACACCCACGACGACAUGUUCACACACUCCUCAUUCGAUGAGAUUGAAGAAGAGGAGGGCGGAGAUUCUUUUGACAUUCACAUAUCGGUGUCUGACCCAGAGAAAGUUGGUGAUGGGAUGAAUGCAUAUAUGGCCUACAAAGUGACGACCAAGACCUCCAUAUCCUUGUUUAAGCGAAAUGAGUUUGCUGUAAAAAGGCGUUUCAGUGACUUUCUGGGUCUGCACAGUAAACUGGCCUCCAAGUACCUGCACAUAGGCUACAUCGUCCCCCCUGCACCGGAGAAAAGCAUUGUAGGGAUGACAAAGGUGAAGGUGGGGAAGGAGGACCAGUCAUCCAACGAGUUUGUAGAGAAGAGAAGGUCGGCACUCGAGAGAUAUUUGAUGAGAACGGUGAAGCAUCCCAUCCUGCUGAAGGAUCCUGACGUUCUGCAAUUUCUGGAGAGCUCAGAGUUGCCGCGGGCUGUCAGCACUCAGGCUCUGAGCAGUGCCGGACUUCUGCGAAUGGUCAACAAGGCGGCAGAUGCAGUCAACAAGAUGACCAUCAAGAUGAACGAGUCUGAUGCUUGGUUUGAGGAGAAGCAGCAGCAUUUUGAGAAUCUGGACGUUCAGUUGAGGAAACUUCACACCAGCGUGGAGUCUCUGGUCUGUCACAGGAAAGAGCUAUCCGUGAACACGGCGCAGUUUGCCAAGUCGGCGGCCAUGUUGGGGAACAGUGAGGACCACACAGCUCUGUCUCGGGCUCUGUCCCAGCUGGCUGAGGUGGAGGAGAAGAUCGAUCAGCUGCACCAGGACCAGGCCAACGCUGACUUCUACCUUUUCUCCGAGCUGCUGGGUGACUACGUCCGCCUGCUCACCGCCGUGAAGGGUGUGUUUGAUCACCGUAUGAAGACGUGGCAGAAGUGGCAGGACAGUCAGAUGUUGCUGCAGAAGAAACGGGAAGCUGAAGCCAAACUGCAGUUCACCAACAAACCAGACAAACUGCAGCAGGCCAAAGAUGAGAUCAAAGAGGAGAUUGAGGAGCUGGAAGGGAAGGUCCAGCAGGGUGAGAGAGACUUUGAGCAGAUUUCCAAAACCAUCCGCAAAGAAGUCAGCAGGUUUGAGAAAGAGCGAGUGAAGGACUUUAAAACGAUCAUUAUCAAAUACCUGGAGUCUCUGGUUCAGACACAACAGCAGCUGAUAAAAUACUGGGAGGCUUUCUUACCUGAAGCCAAGGCAAUCUCAUAGAAUCCGAUCUACUCACAGACAGUCCUGACUGGCUCUGGUCAAACUACACUACCCAUAAUGCACAUGUCCUCCUGGGUCCUUCCUGCUCCUCCUUAUUAAGCUCAGAGUAAAGAAGAGAAGUGAGGCAGCAAAUCAGCUGAAAUCUGAUAAAGUUCACGAUGUUUAACUCCCCCCCCCCCCCCCCGCCUCCCGCUGUGCUGCGUUCAUGUCAUGACUGAGGCUUUAGAACAUUUAGAAUAAUACCUUAGGAAUGCUGAUACACCAAAACUGAUUUCUGAGUUCCCUCAUUCAUUUUUAUGAAGUCUAAAAACUGCAGGGAGCGAUUCUUUGGGUUGGAAAGUCGUAUUUUCGUAAUAAUGUGAACGCAGCGCGGGUUAUGGCCCUGGUGAAUUUUCUUUUCUUUUUUUUUUAAACAUUCUGGUUGAUUUUGUUGUUUCUUUCCUCGUUGUGCAUGAGGAAAAAGGUGAUUGCAGAAAGCUAUUUAAGGGCUUUUUACACAAUAAUGAUCAAUAUUCAAACUUUUAACUAAAGAAAGUUUUUUUUUUUCUCCAUAAGCUUAGCAUUUGAAGGCAUGUUUCCACCUUAAAAAUGUGGAACGUAAUUCACAUAUCUUUGAGAUUUGAACUGAUAAAACAAGAUAUUCCCUUAAAUAAAUAAAUGAAAAAUAAAUUGGUGAUUUAAAAAAAAGGAAUUCAUAAGAACAGUUUCUUUGAAGAAAGCGAUUUGAUCCUCUCAACCGAAAUAUUGUGUCUUUAGUUAAAUGAAGAUAUUUACAUUUCAUUUCUUUUAUGGUUUUCUACUACCCACGAGUGCUGGCAGUACAGGAUGUUAGGAUUUCUGCACUUCCAACUUUAAUCUGCCAUUCCCAAUGACCUGUGGUGAUUUUAGUUGGGGAAAAACGAACAGGACCCCUAUGCCCAGCUUACCUUAUCGCCAGUUAAAUUUCAUCCAGUUUAAGUCACCAGUUUAUUUUACUGAAGGAAGUUUUUACCUAAUUUUUUUAAACACUUCAAACUGCUGAGUCAGAAUAUGUGCUUUUAUUUUGGAGUUUGGAACAUGAGCUGUGAAACCGAUCCAGAGUACGUGAUCAAGGACUGCAUCGUGUUUGUGUCUUGUUACCUCCUGCCACCUGUUCUUUUACUUCCUCUCAUUCCUUUCAGAACAAGAGCCUGUGUUUUUGUUGCUGUAUGAUCGUAAGUGAAGGCAACAUUUUCUGUUUCUGUCCUCUCUGAGCCAACAAGAGCAGAGAAGGAAGACUCUCAGAUGCCGGUUUGGUUCAUUGCUGUUCUUCCAUCCAUCCACAAUUUCCACUAGAAAUUGUGGAUGGAAGUUUCUGAACAAAAACUUUUAUACAGUUUUUUUGGGCAGUUAGUUUGAAACCCUUUUGAAUAUGAAUAGAGACUAAUACGCUUCAGUGGACACUGUGACAUAAAAAAACACUUUUUUCUUUUAAUAUUUUCCACCUUUUCAUGACAAAUUUACCAAAUUUCUUGGCCAAAAUAUAAGUCAAAAUUUAGUCAAACUUCUGAGAAAAUUAGUUUUCUUUAGCUUCCCCCAAUUCUAAUGUGAAUCUACAAGAGCUGAAAUAUUGAAUGAAGCAUUAGUAGCCAUAAAAAAAAUGUGAAUGUUGAUUUUCUUACGACUUGAAAUCAUUAUACGAAUAAACGAUAAUGUGAGAAUGCCCCUCUGUGGCAGAUUUUCUCUAUCUCUGUGAAAUCAUACUUAAUAUGCAGUUAAUUAGUACCUUAUGAAGCUUCAGUGUGAACUGGGCCUUGGUGGCUUUCUUCCUGCUGCUCAUGUUCAGCGCAGAGAGGAGACUUUAAGGUUUUGAGUUUUAAAUUAACAAGAACUGAUUAAAUCAAUCAGAAACUGCUUGUUAGUAUUUCUGAGUUUUGAAAGCUUGUGGUGUCCUUCCUUUAGGGAAUGAUAAUAAAUCUGAAGUUCGGAGCGUCUGAGUAGUUUCAGGCCUGGUGGAGGUGAGACUUUGUCAGUUGACUGAGUAGGUGUCCGUCCAGAGAUCAGCCUCAGACUGUGAGAUUUAUUUUUUACUCUUUGUUAAUUAAGGCGACGACUCCAACUUAAAAAUCCUGCAGAAAAUGACCCUGAUUUUAUUUUUUGUUGAAUUCAAAGAACACUUUGCUAUCCAGCGUCUGUUAUAAAAUCUACAAAUCAGAUAUUUUAGCUUAUUUGAUACAAGCAGAACGUAAAACUGGAAUUACUUUUGAUUUUGACUUUUCUUCUUUUGGUGCUCAGCCCACAUUACUCCUCAGUCUUAAAUUCUACAAAACUCUGUGGAUUGUUGUGUUUUUGUUCAUGUUUUAUUCCUCAUUUCCUGCCACCAAAUGAUGUGCAAUGGUUGAGAACUUUUAUUUGAUUUUAGUUUUUGUUUAGUUUUUUUUUUCACUGAUGAUGAAAUGCUUUAUCUGCUGAGAUUUUUUUAAAGCCAUUUUGGUUUUGAAGUGACAUUCCUGAAGUGUGACAGAGCAGACGUUUGAGUACAAUAAAGGAAUGUAUCUCAUC
Pelmatolapia mariae (spotted tilapia) is the source of this 4176-nucleotide messenger RNA. It is a transcript of the gene snx2, whose product is annotated as sorting nexin 2. Gene Ontology annotation, cellular component: endosome membrane; endosome. The record is from RefSeq and is a predicted model, not a curated record. The transcript has 16 exons. Bases 115 to 1656 code for a protein of 513 amino acids. NCBI's taxonomy places the organism in Eukaryota, Metazoa, Chordata, Actinopteri, Cichliformes, Cichlidae. Gene Ontology annotation, molecular function: phosphatidylinositol binding. Gene Ontology annotation, biological process: early endosome to Golgi transport.